AGACUGACUGGUACCAGAUUAUUGUGCUGUCCUCUUCUAUAUAAAACAUGGAGCACCGUUUUCUGAUGAGACUGUGGUGAGACCAGUGCAGCCCUGUCACGCCCACAGCGCCCCCUUUCGGCCCGGACGGCCCACCACGCCCCGGCGCCUAUGAAAGGGUACCAUGUCAGCCGCAGCAUGUCUCAGCAUUCCUCUGGUGGUGGCGGAGGAGGCCCAUGCCACUGUGCGCCGGAUGACUGCGAUGGCCCAGGCAGAGAUUACUACCCAGGUCGCAGCGAUGGGCACUAUUACUCGGGUGGUCCAACUGAGGCAUUGGCACUGGAGAGGCAUCACUCCCACUCUCACUCACAUGCACAUUCACACUCCCAUAGCCAUUCUGGCACCUUCCCUCGCUCACACCCCAGCCAGCAUCCUCCACUCCAGUCGUUUGACUCUUGUGAGGAAUGCAUGUCUUCAGGCCAUGGAGGGAAGAUGCAUCGCAUUCCUCCGAACUUAAUAGACCAGUUUGAGAAGCAGGGUCCCUUCCAUCCAGAUGGCUUCCAUACCCUACAGUACCAGCGCUCUGCAAGUGGAGGCGCUGAGCAUCGUAGCGAGAGCCCAUCGCGUAUCCGCCACUUGGUCAACUCAGUGCAACGCCUCUUUGCCAAGUCCCAUUCCCUUGAAGCACCUACCAAACGGGAGUACAAUGGCAUGAGGGGAAGUGCAGAGUAUCGAGGUGACAGAGGAGGGGGGCACAGAAGUGCAGGGGAGGAUCUCCACAACUCAGGCCACCAGUCUCGCUCAACCAGAAGAAGCAAGUCUCGGGAGCGGAGCAAAAGUGGAGACUCUCGGCACGAAUCGGGACGGCGCCACCGCAGCAGAACAGCUGGAUGGUGGAGCUCUGAUGAUAACCUGGAUAGUGAUAGCAGUUUCUUGGUCAGUGGGGGAAGACGGGGGUAUCCCACUGGACAUGAGAGUCUUGAUGCUGCCAUUCAAGAGCUAACCAUGAAGAAACCAAAGGACCGUGGCGGGGGACCGGGGUCUGGAGAGUGCAUGGCAUGUACCACGAUAGCCCUGGCAGGUGGCGAGGGUGGUGGUCACCAUGGGCACCACGGUCACUCCCUGAAGCGAAGCACCUGGUCAGCCAUGACAGUGAGUCAAGCCAGAGAGGUUUAUCCAACCACCAGAGGAGGAGGUUAUGAUAAAGCCUUGGUGCCCAUAGAGAACAAGCUGAAGGAACGAUCGUUCCACUAUUUGCAGGUCCCUUCAGAAGACUGGGGAGGCGGGUAUGGUGGAUCAGCAGACAGCGGAGGGGAGAUUCCAUGCCGCCGAAUGCGCAGCGGCAGCUACAUCAAGGCCAUGGGUGAUGAUGACAGCGCAGAUUCAGAGACGAGCCCUAAAGCCUCACCCAAAUCCACCAUGAUCGCCCAGAGGGAUGCCUUCAGACGGUCUAUAAGCAUGGAUCCAAGGUACUCCUGUAAGCAGUGCACGGAUUCCAUCCCGAACAGCAGAGCACCACCCAAAAGCCACACUCGCUCUCGUAGUUACACACGUUCUCUUACCAGCUCACAGCUGGGAGAAACAUUGAACCAUCAGUUCGAGACGGUCUGUGAAACCAUGUUUGGGGAGGUGGAGUCCCAGGCUGUCGAAGCUCUCGAUCUUCCCGGCGUGUUCCGCACUCGCAGUCACAGCUACGUGCGCGCCAUCCAGGCCGGCUGCUCCCAGGACGACGACUGCCUUUCAGUCUUUUCCAUGUCCGGCCCCCAGGGGAGCAUCAAGGGUGGGGCCGUCUGUCCCUUCUUCUUUCCUUAUCGUAAAGGUGCUCCUCCCCCACUACCACCUCGCAUGUCAAAGUCUUCUCUUUCGGUGCGAGCUCAAAGCAGUACCGAGUCCACCCAGGACGCCUACUUCCAGAGCGGCGGACAAAUGACUCAAGGCCCAGGGCGUCCCAAGCAGCACAGCAACUCUGUAGACCUCGGUGGCCCCGACGGGCCCUCUGGGCGAACCUCUAGGGGGAGCUAUUACACAUCAAGUGGCCCAGGACGUUCCCGUCAGCACAGUAACUCUGCUGAGAGCCUGGAUGGGGUCAGGGGUUCCAGGGAGCUGGUGCCCUAUGGAGGGGGUCCGGGAGUGAGGGCCAAACAUAGCUGCUCAGCAGACAGCCUGCUGGAGGGGCCACCGAGGCCAGCAAGAGAAAGGGACAGCAGGGUUGGGGGCAGCCUGGGGAAGUCGUCCUCCCUACCUCAGAACAACAUGAUACUGAGCAAAGUCGGAGGGCAGGAUGACGGACGUGGGGGCAGGAAGUGGAGGCCGUCCAUCGCUGUGCAGGUGGACAGCUCAGAGACUCUGUCAGAUUCAGACACAGAGGGAAAGACUCUCACUGAGGUUCACUCUAUAGGAGUCCAAGUGGAAGAUGAGAAAAGGCGGGCACGAUUCAAACGCUCCAACAGCGUGACAGCGAGCGUCCAGGCCGACCUGGACCCAGAGGGCUUCCCAGGGCUUAGCAUUGCUGUGCCAACGCAGGACAAGAGUCUUCAGUUUGGCUGCUCCUUCCAGAGGCAUUCAUCAGAGCCCGAGUCUGCAUCGCAGUACACAGAGUGCCACCGCACAGUCCACACACAGGGCCAAUGGGCUUACAGAGAGGACCUUAUUCAGGGUAACUACGCCGCUGAAGUAGACACAAGGUCCCACCAGCACCCGCACUUGCCUCCCCGCUCCCACUCCCCUCUGCCGAUUACCUCAGAGCGAGCCUGGACGGCGACACCGUCCUUGGAGGGCCCGCGCAGCCUCCCAGACUCAGGUCGGGCCUCGCCCUGUAUGAGGGACGGCGAGUUCUUCCUACGCCUCCUACAGACGGAGGUGGAAAGGAUGGAAGGCUGGUGCCAGAACAUGGAGCGGGAGGCUGAAGAGAAUGAACUUCCAGAAGAGGCUCUUGAGCUGAUUCGAAAUGCGGUUGGCAGCGCCCAGAUGCUCAUGUCUCAAAAGGUCCAGCAGUUCUUCCGCCUCUGUCAACAAAGUAUUGACCCAUCUGCCUACCCCCAGCCCACGUCGCAGGACCUGGCAUCCUUCUGGGACCUGCUGCAGCUCAACAUAGAAGACGUAAGGGUUAGGUUUCAGGACCUCCAGAAGCUCAAGGACUCUGGGUGGAGGCUCCCACCUGAAAAGAAGGAGGAUAAGAAACUUCCUCCACCCUUACCAAAGAAGCCUGCAGGAGGGGUAAGCGGCAGCCUGCGGGCCGAUAGCGUGGGAGACGGGGUUUCCGGGAGUGCAGGAGGUGGCUCUGGGGGGCUGGUGGUGCCACGCCUCGGAGGCCACACCCUUCCCAUCAGGGAGAAAUCCCUGGACCUCGGAGACCGCCAGAGGACAGAGGCACGAAGGAGGCUGCUGCAGACCAAGCGUACCGCCUCCUUCAGGCAGAACUCGGCCACCGAAAGCGCCGACAGUAUCGAGAUCUACAUCCCCGAAGCCCAGACUCGGCUCUGAACCCGCAACGCCCUCAUCCCCGUAAUGCUUUGGAUCUUCUGCGAGUCAUUGCUGUUUAUACGCUACAACACAGCCACUCUUCACCCUCGGCACUUCCCAUCGAGUCCUGCUUUCUUAUACAAUUACUAAACAAGCAAUGACAGCCAUUUUAGUGUCUUGAAAUUGAAACCACUUUACCGAGACAGAGGCCUACACCUUAAAUGGUAUCUAGCCGAAGACGUUUUUACUUCCUUCUUAGUCAGAGUUUCUUUUUUUUUUUAUAUAUAUAUAUUCACUCUGGUCGAAACGAGUCGGUUCACUUUUCUAAAAGUAUCGAGCAGAGGAUCACGCAGUAGCAUGCCUGUGCGUGUUCACCUAGCACAAAAAGGGCUUAACAGGCAGUAGACCUCUGAAGAAAUUCUCCCCAUGAUGCCAUUCUGCAGCAAAACCAACUCUACUUGUGGGCUUUCAUUGAUAUCAGUGCACCUAAGUCAAGAUCUAUUGAUUUCUGAGCAUUCUCAGUUUGCCCCAAAGAGCCUCUCUCAAGAAAUGAUAUCAAACACUGAAUCCUUAAUCCCUCUUUCCAUCUGUCAGCACAAGCACAAAGUAUAACAUGGAACUAUUUUGCAUCUUUUACUGUCAAUAGUUUUAACCCACCUAUCUAUCGACUAACCUCAGCAUCCAGCAGCGAGGCUCUCCGAAUGUGCAAUAGCUGUGUGUGUGUUUUUGCCAAAAGGAGCUUUAACAGUGUAGCAUCACAGACAAAACAAGAAAAAAAUAAAUAAAAGCUCCCUGUGUGGUCUGUGAAGUUUCAAGGACUGAGAAGAAGAGGGUUUCGAAGAGAUUUAGGGGGAAUUAUUUCAGUGGCUUUUCUGGACUUACUUGAAGAAGCCCCAUGUUUUUCACUGUGAGCGUAGAGCGCCGCCAAGUGGUCAGAUGAGAACCGGGUUUUUAACAGCAGUGGUUCUUUGUUGGAUUGAUCUCAUUCAGGAACAAAAGCCCAACACCCCGACGAAAAACAGCCAUGCAAGAGACUGCUAUUUGCCCCUCUGAGACCCUGUCUUUUAAACAUUUCUGGGACACUUUUAAAUGAUUUGAAAUCAUUUAGAUUUAUAAAUAAAUCAAAUUUAUCAUGAUUUAUUUAUAAUGAUGAGUUUAUAAAAUCUGCCUGAAUAUUCAGCGGGGUUUUUAAUCACCUAACUUUAUUUUUUGCUUCCCUCACAGCAUGAUAAAAGAAGGAAUGAUUUCGUUUUGACGGAUGAAAAUGAUCCUUCCAAAGAAUCACCAAAUCCAAUCAGAUUUGAUUAAUUUAUUUAAAAGAAAAUAGUGUGAUAUUUUAUAUUUAUGCUGGGAGUAAAAAAUAUAUAAUACAUGCAAAGCUACUACGCCUUGCGGGUAUAUUUCUAUCUGUUGAACUUCUUUACCUUUUUGUUUCACAUUACAGCCACAAACUUUGGUGUAUUCAAAUAAUUUUUUAUGAGACAUUAUCUUCCUUUGGUUUCGGGCAGAAUCUGCCACUUUUAAAAUCCAAGGAACCAUUUUGCCUUGAGUACAGCGAAGUAAAACGUGUUUAGAGCCACAAAUAUUACAUGAGCUGCUUUUUAAACAUAACUUAUUCUUCUUGUUAAAUAUUUGCUGUAGAAAAUCGGUUCUCUACAGAUUUUUUGUAGUUUUAGGUUUAAAAAUAAGGGGAAACUUAAAGCGUUUCAUAAAAAGGAAGCAUGGAUUUUCUUCUGUAUGUUAUUUGAUGUAAAAGAAAAAGACAAAAAAAGUCAUUUGAAAGCUAAUGACAAGAAAAAUAGACCGAAAAACAUAUUUCUGGUCAUUUUUUCUAUUUUUAUUUAAAAACC
Molecule: messenger RNA, 5291 nt
Organism: Cyprinodon variegatus (sheepshead minnow)
Lineage: Eukaryota; Metazoa; Chordata; Actinopteri; Cyprinodontiformes; Cyprinodontidae
Gene: dlgap3
Product: disks large-associated protein 3-like
Exons: 13
Coding region: 151-3462 (1103 amino acids)
Biological process (GO): signaling
Cellular component (GO): postsynaptic specialization; glutamatergic synapse
Molecular function (GO): molecular adaptor activity
Source: RefSeq, a predicted model, not a curated record